This is a messenger RNA of Micromonas pusilla CCMP1545, 1584 nucleotides long. RefSeq lists its product as uncharacterized. Gene Ontology annotation, biological process: glycosaminoglycan biosynthetic process. The coding region runs from base 46 to 1455 and encodes 469 amino acids. Gene Ontology annotation, molecular function: NAD binding; UDP-glucose 6-dehydrogenase activity. The record is from RefSeq and is a predicted model, not a curated record. Gene Ontology annotation, cellular component: nucleus. The transcript has 3 exons. Lineage: Eukaryota; Viridiplantae; Chlorophyta; Mamiellophyceae; Mamiellales; Mamiellaceae.
AGCGCCUGCGCACGCAAAGGCUUCACGCUUCAACUUACGCCCAGAAUGGUCGUCAAAGUCACCUCCAUCUGCUGCAUCGGCGCCGGCUACGUCGGCGGCCCGACGAUGGCGAUGAUCGCGCUCAAGUGCCCGCACAUCAAAGUCACCGUGGUGGACAUCUCGCAGCCGCGCAUCGACGCGUGGAACAGCGACGAGCUCCCCAUCUACGAGCCCGGGCUCGACGAGAUCGUGAAGCAGUGCCGCGGGAAGAACUUAUUCUUCACCACGGACGUAGAGGGCGCGAUCGCGGAGAGCGAGAUGAUCUUCGUCUCCGUGAACACGCCGACGAAGAAGACGGGCCUCGGGAAGGGCAAGGCGGCGGAUCUCACGUACUGGGAGUCCGCCGCGCGCACGAUCGCGGCGGUCAGCAAGACGAACAAGAUCAUCGUCGAGAAGUCCACCGUGCCGGUGCGGACCGCGGAGGCGAUCGAGAAGGUUUUGCAGCGGAACUGCAACACGAGCGGCGUGCGAUUCGAUAUCUUGUCCAACCCCGAGUUUCUCGCGGAGGGCACGGCGAUGGACGACCUCACCGCGCCCGAUCGCGUCUUGAUCGGCGGGAAGAUCGAGGGGCAGGAGGGCACGGACGCGGUCGCGUCCCUCGUCGAGGUGUACGCGAACUGGGUCCCACAGGAGAGGAUCAUCACCGCGAACUUGUGGUCCGCGGAGCUCUCGAAGCUCGCCGCGAACGCGUUUCUCGCGCAAAGAAUCUCCUCCAUCAACUCCAUGUCCGCGCUGUGCGAGGCCACGGGCGCGGACGUGUCCCAGGUUGCGUACGCGCUCGGGAAGGACUCGAGGAUCGGCCCGAAGUUCUUGAACGCGUCCGUCGGGUUCGGCGGGUCGUGCUUCCAGAAGGACAUCCUCAACCUCGCGUACAUCUGCGAGUGCCACGGCCUCACGGAAGUCGCGGACUACUGGUACUCCGUCGUCGGCAUGAACGACUACCAGAAGAACCGGUUCGUGAAGCGCGUCGUGAGCGCGAUGUUCAACACGAUCCGGAACAAGAAGAUCUGCAUGCUCGGGUUCGCGUUCAAGAAGGACACCGGGGACACGCGCGAGGCGCCGGCGAUCGACGUCGGGAACGGCCUCAUCGAAGACGGCGCGCGGCUCGCGAUUUACGACCCGAAAGUGUCGGACGCGCAGAUCGCGAUGGACAUGGGCGCUGGAAUGAGCAACAUCACGACGUACAAGUCUCACAUCGAAGCGCUCAGGGACGCGCACGCGGUGUGCGUGAUGACCGAGUGGGACGAGUUUAAGUCGUACGACUGGGGAGAAAUUUACGGCGUCAUGCAGAAGCCCGCCUUCGUCUUCGACGGCCGUCUGAUCCUCGACCACGAUAAACUCCGGGAGAUUGGUUUUAUCGUGUACGCGCUCGGGAAGCCGAUCGAGCCGUUCCUUCGGUCCGCGGAGGGCAACUAAGCCGAGGAGGAAACGAAGCGAAGCGGCGGAGAGGGUGAAAGACGACCGCGCGACGGCGGCGACGCGCGCGAUCGGGGGCGGGAAAGGAUCUCAUAGACACGCGUUGAAUACACUAAAUAUUCACUCAUC